Messenger RNA from Dromaius novaehollandiae (emu), 2742 nucleotides. RefSeq names its product minichromosome maintenance domain containing 2 (gene MCMDC2). Gene Ontology annotation, biological process: double-strand break repair via break-induced replication. The transcript is spliced from 14 exons. Gene Ontology annotation, molecular function: DNA binding; ATP binding; single-stranded DNA helicase activity. The coding region runs from base 179 to 2233 and encodes 684 amino acids. Lineage: Eukaryota; Metazoa; Chordata; Aves; Casuariiformes; Dromaiidae. The record is from RefSeq and is a predicted model, not a curated record.
UGGCAUCUUUAAAAAAAAUUCUUAAAGAAUUGCAUUGUGUGAAAAAGAGAACAUUUUGAUUUUGCAUGCUUUGUUAAUAUAUAUUUUUAUUAUCAUUGUAGAAUGGCCAGUUCUGACCUAUUUUCUUCAUGACUGAUUUCAACAUUUUGAUAAGACUGCAAAGAUCUUUUUUUGGAAGAUGCAUCCAGAAAUACAGAAAAUGAGGGAAAUUGUCCUUAUUUACCUUGACAGAAGUGGUGGCCUUCAGAAAUUUGUGCAUGAUUGCAAAAAAUAUAAUGACUCAAAACAAAGUUAUGCGGUUUAUCGAUUCAUUAUUUCAAUAAAUCCUUCUGAUCUUGCUGAAUUAGAUGCAACUCUUGGAAACUACAUUCUUCAUUAUCCCAUACAAGCUGCACAGGUUUUUCAGUCAGUAUGUUUCGUAGCCAUUAAAACAUUAUCGUUAAUUGAACAAUUGCAGACAGAGGCCCAGAUUAGUAUAAUGCUGAAACCAACGCAUUUGCCACCUUUACCAAGUUACAUUCUGAAUCUUUCUGCAUUUCCCUUUGAUUACACAUCUCAAAGAUUUUAUGGGUCUGAAGGAAUAGUGAUUGCAAUGGGAACUGUAACAAAAUAUUCACAAGGAGCAAGAUUUCUUUGUACUGGGGAAACCUGCCCAUUUUCUGAAGGAUUUAGGUAUAUAAGAGUGCAUCUGCCUGGAGCUACGGAAUCUGCCACAGUGAGGAAUGAUUUUGUUUGUAGCUUGUGUUUUUCACCACUGCAAGAAGACAUGAAAUUUAGAGUACUUGGUGAUAAACAAAUAGUUGAAAUGAUUGAUGCGAAAGCACUGAGUGCUUUAAAAGGAUAUUCCAACAAUAAAUCACAUUUUAGGAUUCAGACUUUUACAGUUUUCUUGAGAGAUGAAUUGGCCAAUAGAAUGACAAUGGGAAACCACUACAAGAUCAUAGGAAUUCCAGCUUGUGUACAAAAUGGCUCACAAGCUACAGUAUGUAUAGAAGUCAGUAGUGUACAGCAGUGUGAACCAAAUGGUCCUGCUUUUAUCAGUGACAAUUUUAAGCAUCUACUGUCACUGACUUCAAGUUCAUGCUGGAGGUUUACAGGCAUACUUGCCAAUAUAUUUGCUUCUCAAGUUGUUCCACCAGGCACUUACAAUAUUCUCAAACUCACAAUAUUGCUGAGCCUAGUACUGACAUGUGAAAAAGACAACGAGAUAGCAGAUUACCUGGAUCUCUUGAUCGUGACAAGCGACACUGUAAUAAUUGAUAGGCUUCUGAGUUACAGCAUGUGUCUUCUGCCUCGUGGCAUACGACACCCAUUCGCUAGUGAAAUUUUUCCUGUUGUAUCCAAAGAUAAACACGGAACUGGAAGUGCCAGUAUUCAAGCCUGCAGUGCUCUACUGGCUAAAGGUGGUAUCUGCUACAUAGGAGACUUAUCUUCAUAUAAAAAGGAUAAACUUGAAUUUCUACAGUCAGUGCUGGAGAGCAGAACAACAACAAUAUUCAUUCCUGGGAAGAAGUAUGGAGAGGAAGCUGACCAACAAGUUACUAUUCCAGUUCAGACUAAUUUUUGGUCUUACAUAGAUGUGGAUGCUUCCUCAAAGAAACAUAUACAAAAGGAUAGCUCUUUAAUUGGACAGAUGGACUUGAGUUUGAUUUCACCUAGCCUUCUAGAUGGUUUUGGGCUUUUGAUAUACAAUGAAUUUCCUUCUUGUCAACUGUCUUUUCCUCUUGUGCAUCAUAUCUUGAAAAAAGCCAUUAAUCCUGAAGCAAUGCUGUACAGAGUCUCACAGCAGUUCAGAACACAGGAUUAUGAGGAGUUCAUUUUGUUUGCUAAGAAUCUUCAUGUUGAACUGAGUUCAGAAGCAGAAAACCUAAUUCAGGGCUACUAUCUUGCAAGUCGCAGAGUGAGAAGAGAUGCUAUUCAUGGAUCAAAAUUAACAGCAUCUGCACUGAAAAUUCUGAUUUCACUAUCUAAGGCUCAUACUAAAUUAAGUUUAAGAAAAAAAGUACUUAAAGAAGAUGCAUUGAUUGCCAUCUUAUUACUUGAAUCAUCUCUCACCCUAAAGCACGGUAAGUCUGCAUUAUGUGUAGCACCAAAUGCUGUAUUUCCAUUUGACCUCAAUGAUGAAAGCUCCCUACAAGAGAGAGAUAUUUACCUAAUGCAGUGUCACCAUCAACUGUUGAACUUUAUUGGUGCAUACAGCCCAGGAAUUCAUGUUACCACUAAUGAAGAGUGAAGAACCCAUCCAAAGUAAAGCCUGAAGCUUUUACUUUUUGACAGAUUGCAGGCGUGGAAAAAUACACAACUAAAGAUUUAAGAUUUAAAGAUUUUUGCAAGAUGUUCAGUGCCAUUCUGCUCUGGAAUAAAACAUAGCUGACAGGAUUUAACCACAAAUUCUGAGAGUAUCAUUUAAAGGCAGAAGUGAUGUUUUCAUUGUAAAAGGCCAUGACUUUGAGAAGACUUAGAGCCACAACCUGAACUUCUACUCUUGCUGAUCUGUGUUCAUCCAUAGUUGAGUGACAGGAGUAAAGAAGAAUUUUUAAAUAAGGCACUGCAACUAACAAUUAAACCAAGAGUUCAGAAUCUGCUGUCUAACUAUGUGAACUUCCUGUAGUUUUUCUUGUUGCUUCUUUUCAAGUCUAUCACCUAGUGAGGUGUUUAUAGUUUUAAGUACAUUAAAAAUAAUUUUCUAGUAUAAGACAACCUGAUUACUCAUGUUGUAUUUUUUUAAAUAUACAGAAGUAU